AUGGCCCCCCUCGUUUUUGUCGUUGGCGGAACGGGAGCCCAGGGCAUUCCUGUUAUCCGCGGCCUCGUCAAGGACGGCGCCUACUCAGUGCGAUUCCUGACUCGAGACGCGACGUCGGCCAGAUCGAAGCAGCUUCUCGCCCUGGGAAACGUUGAAGCUCUUGAGGGUAGCUUUGCAAGCGAGGCUGAUCUUCGCAAGGGAUUUCGCGGUGCCCAAUAUGCCUUUGUGAACAUUGAUGGGUUCAACAGCGGCGAGAAGACUGAGAUCUUCUGGGCUAUUCGAUCAUACGAACUUGCGCUGGAAGAGGGCAUCAAGUUCUUUGUUUAUGGCAACCUAGAUUACGUGUAUAAGAAGAGCGGAUACGACCCCAAGUUUAGAUGUGGCCAUUACGAUGGAAAGGGCCGCAUCGGCGAAUGGAUUCUCCAGCAAAACAAGGUACCCGAGAAUGCAAAGCGGAUGGGCGCUGCCAUCUUCACAACCGGUCCGUACAUGCAAAUGGCGCUCGGCCAGCGCACACCAAUGUCUCCCGUGAUUGAAGACGGAGUUGUCACCUGGAAAGUGCCUCUUGGACAAGGUGCCGUGGCUCACGUUGAUCUCGACGACUGCGAGUACUAUGUUCGAUGGCUAUUUGACCACCAGUAUCGCUCCAACGGUCUGGAUCUCGAAGUCGCCAUUGAUCUUGUGGAUUACCACGAAAUGGCCAAGGCUUUCACAAAGGUCACCGGCCAUCCUGCAAAAUAUGUUGACAUCGAUUUGGAUACGUACUGGACAUCAGGACCCUUUGGUUCCGGCCAACACGCCGCUGGCUAUAACGCUGAUCUCUCAGAUCCAAGCACAAUGAACAUCCGAGAUAACUUUACUGGGUUCUGGAACAUGUGGAAGCACACCCACACGGGAAACCGCGGUGUCAUCAAGCGCGACUUUGCCCUGUUGGACGAAAUUCACCCCAACCGUAUCAAGUCUGCUGAAGAGUGGUUUUUGCGAGAGGAGAAGAGGAGCAAGGAGCUGGGCUUGCCCAGCCUUUGGGAGCGAGCCACCAAUCUGAAGCCUGUCUUGAAAAUCGCAGAAGAUGGACGGAGGGGCCGUCUAUAG
Trichoderma virens Gv29-8 is the source of this 1092-nucleotide messenger RNA. RefSeq lists its product as uncharacterized. The coding region runs from base 1 to 1092 and encodes 363 amino acids. NCBI's taxonomy places the organism in Eukaryota, Fungi, Ascomycota, Sordariomycetes, Hypocreales, Hypocreaceae. The record is from RefSeq and is a predicted model, not a curated record. The transcript has a single exon.